This is a messenger RNA of Podarcis lilfordi (Lilford's wall lizard), 3347 nucleotides long. The record is from the annotation of a GenBank genome assembly. NCBI's taxonomy places the organism in Eukaryota, Metazoa, Chordata, Lepidosauria, Squamata, Lacertidae.
AUGGUGAGGGGGCCAACAGGAAACUGCUAAGGGAGUCUGAGUCCUUUUAUUCUCUUGCAGUUGCAGAGAAAAGAGGGUGGAGAAAAGGGGUCCGCCCCAGGUGUCAUCACUGAGGCGGGUGGCAAAAGGACAAAAAGCAGAGUUUAAAAAUAAAUAAAAAUUGGGCUCACCAAACCUUUUAGUUGAGUCAAAAAACGCGGCUGGCACUGGGCGCCACACCAUGGGGGCUGGCACUUACCGGGGGGGGGUGCAGAGUGCCUGAUCCACGCAUCUCUCCUGGGGGUGACGUGGUGGCUUGGGCCCCUGCAGGUUGGACGCUGCCUGAAACGGCAGCGUGGGGCUUGCGUCUGCCCCCUGCCUCUCCCUCAACCGCCCUACAGCUGGGGGGAAGGCAGCAGAGAGGCUCCAGGCAGCGCCCCCCGCCCACAGGACCCCCGUGUUGAACCAGGCACCCGAGUGGCUGGCUAUGCCGCUGUUCUGUUGUUUUAAUGAUGGGUGCCUUGAGAGUUAAUGUGCUGUGCUUGCUUGCCCCACUUGUCCUGAUGGAGCAGCCCCCCAUGGCGCCAGGGCUAUAGGGCUUCCCUGGCUAGCGACUCAAUGUGGGCAGGAGAGUUUAGCUUCUGGGUUCCUGCCUGUCUCAUUUUGGGCUGCUCUCUUUCUCCCCUCUCCCCACCACCACCUCUGGGGUCCUGUCUCUGCCAGCAGUCAGCCAUCGAGUGUGACGAUUUCGAUGAAAAGGAGACGUAGGCAAAGACAAGGAGAGCCCGAGACAUCUGGAUCUCCUGAGUCCCGACUGGGUAGGUGGCUGUGGCCUAAGCGGUGAUUGGCAGAAGGGGAGGGGGGCAUAUCAACCGCAGAAUGAAGCUGUUGUUUCAGUUAUGGAUACCUUGAGUUUUAAUGUUUGAUUGUGUUUUUUAAUUGCUCGUUUUUUUGCAUCUUUUCCUUGCAGGUUCCAAGUCUGUCCCCGUUUAGUAGCCUUUCCUCCGUCCUCCGUGUCCUCCCUGGAUUCCCUUUGGGACUCACUCAAUGAGGUACGUAGCAGACAGAGCAGGAGAGAAGCCCUGCUGAACAGCACAAGGGCAACCCUGAGGCUGGAGAGGAGGAGGAGGAGGAGGAAGCUGGCUGGCUGGCCGGCCAGGCCACCUUCUGGACGGUUGUGAGCAAGGGGGCAAACAGGCAGGGGGCUGCUAAGGGCAGACCAUGCUUGCUGCCCCACUCCUCCUGAUGGACCAGCCCCCCAUGGCGCCAGGGCUGUAGGGCUUCCCUGACUAGUGACUCAAUGUAGGCAAGAGAGUUUCCCUUCUGGGUUCCUGCCUCAUUUUGUGCUGCUCUCUUUCUCCUCUCUCCCCACCACCACUGCCACCACCUCUAGGGUCCUGUCUCUGCCGGACGUCAGCCUCUGAAUCCGAUGAAAAAGUGGCUAGCCAGGAGGAUGAGCCACAGGAAGAACUAGGGAGCCCCCCAGAGGAGGAAGGGGAGGACAAGGAGACCCUUGAUUUGCCCGAUUUGCUGUGCCCCCCCCCCCACCUGGAGACAACGCAGAAGAACACCUGGAGCUAAGAGGUCAGACGAAACAUUAAGAUACAAUCAUUCAUGACAUAUUAAAAGCUUCCCUGAACAGGGCUGCCUUCAGAUGUCUUCUAACAGUCAGAUAGUUGUUUAUUUAUUUGACAUCUGCUGGGAGGGCAUUCCACAGGAGGUGCCAUCACCGAGAAGGCCCUAUGCAGUGGGGGAACCGCCAGAAGUCCCUCGGCGCUGGAUCUCAGUGUCCGGGCAGAACGAUGGGGGUGGAGAUAAUUCUCCUGGGUUGCUUUUGGUUUGCUAUUUGUUUUGUAAGAUAUCUCUUUUGAAUGAGUUUCCAGGUGGCUCCUGCCAAAUGAAGUUAUUAAUUGCAAAGUGGGUUUGGCGAUAAUAAAACCAUGUUGGCACUUCGCAAAGCCAGUUCUCUCUGGGGUUUUCCUGCCUCCUAUACCUUCCCCCCACCCCCUUGUUCUUGGUUUUGUGUCUCGUUCAGAUCUCUCCAAGGCCGACCACAUGAGAACUUGGGAGAGGAGUGUUCCCUACUGACUACAACCCUUUUGUAUAAUGCCUCGCCCCCGAAAAGAAAAGGAGGGAUUAUGACAGCCUGCCACCACAAGGGCCCUUCUUCGUGUGGCUCCUUCACAAACGGUCUGGAGGGCAGCAACACAAGAAGGGGCCUUUUCUGUGGUGGCUCCCCACUUGUGGAAUGCUCUCUCCAGGGAGGCUCAUCUGGCACCUUCAUUAUGUAUCUUUAGGUGCCAAGCAAAGAUGUUUCUCUAGAACAGAGCUUUCCAAACUGUGUGCUCCUCCCAGGGCUGGAAAAGGGCUAGUUGAACUGAAUCCUUGUGUUGCGAAAUGAGGCAUGUCUCCAAAGUGUGUCACCAACAUGGAAAGUUCUGCUCCAGAACCAGCCUUUGGCUAAUUGAACAAUGCAUGGCCUUUUCAACAUGCUUGUGGAUUGGGAGGUUGGCUUAUGAGUUCGUUGUUUUUUUUAAUGCAUAUGUUGUAUUUUUAUUUUGUAUUUUUAUGCUGUAAGCCACCCUGAGAGCUUCAGACGAAGGACGGCAUACGGAUUUAAUCAAUCAAUCUUUUGAUUGAUUGAUUAAUGAUUGUGGCAUUUUCCCAGAAUCUGGAGGUGAAUUGUUUACUUUUUUCACAGGACUGCGAGGAAGAGAGACCUCCGAAGACCCCCACUUGCCUCGGUUCCAUCGUCUUCAGGACUCACAGGGUCUUCAGAAGAGGGCCGCCGCCAGCACCACCAGUGCCACCGGGGCAACCCAGUACAAGAGGCAGCAGGGGGCGCAGGGAGAAAGGAGGCCACUCUGCACGCGGCUCAGGCAGCUGUGUCCACCCUGAACCAAGGUGAGGAGUUGGGAGGCUCGCACCGAUCCACCCGGGGAGAUUUUGUCACCCUCCCCCCCCCCCCAGAGAUGACACUCGGGGCGAUACCCCCCCCCGCACCCACCUUCCUCCGCCAGUGGUGGCAGGGGAGUCCCUAAGGGACAUUUCCUUUUUGUUGUCCUUCCACAGGUCUUAAUCCUUGUGGUCCAAACUGGAGAGGAGGAAUAAAAGAUCAGAGCGCGGAGGCAAGCGGGGCGAGAAAUGUAGGGGGAAACCCAACCCCACAUGGCCUUAUGCCGGCGUCCCACACGGCCACCCCCAGUCCUAGAGCCUGUCACCUUUGGAGAUUGUGGAGUGGAACGGAGAAGACAGCUGGCAAAGGGUGGACAGCGAAGGAGAAGUGCGAGAGAACGACAGCGUCUGCGGUGGCGGAGGAGAAGGAGAAGGCAGGACUGAGAGGGGAACGAUCCUGGAAGGUGGCUUGA